Molecule: messenger RNA, 519 nt
Organism: Ilyonectria robusta
Lineage: Eukaryota; Fungi; Ascomycota; Sordariomycetes; Hypocreales; Nectriaceae
Exons: 2
Coding region: 1-519 (172 amino acids)
Source: RefSeq, a predicted model, not a curated record
AUGGCCCAUAAACAGUGUACCGAACUUCUUCGAAAUAUUAGUUGGUGCUCUACAUACCCGGUGCAGGAUGCCAUGGAAAAAGUUGCAACUAUCGAAUAUAGCCCAAAAGCUAUAGAUGGGUAUUCGAAAACUCCAAUUGGACGGAACCUUAAGAAGGAAGUAUUCAAAGAGCCAGUUUAUAUUCUUUUUGAACUAGAUACUGAUGAAGACAUCGAUGAAGAAGAAGAUACUGAUGAAGAAGAAGACACUGAUGAAGAAGAAGACACUGAUGAAGAAGACAACGAUGAAGAAGAAGACACCGAUGAAGGCACCAAUGAAGAAGAGAUACAUGAAAAAAAUGCUACUGGUACCUUAAGUAUAUGGAAAUUAACGACAAGCGGGUCUCUAGGAGAGAUUCUUUUAAUAGUCAAAGAAAUUGUCGAGGAAAUGGACUCUCGAUAUUGCUAUUUUGAGGGUCUUCAGAAGCAACCGGAACUUAAGAAUGGAAAAGAUACAUGGCUUGUUAGUCUUGGGUCAUAA